Molecule: messenger RNA, 2031 nt
Organism: Colletotrichum abscissum
Lineage: Eukaryota; Fungi; Ascomycota; Sordariomycetes; Glomerellales; Glomerellaceae
Product: serine/threonine protein kinase
Exons: 7
Coding region: 1-2031 (676 amino acids)
Biological process (GO): protein phosphorylation
Molecular function (GO): protein serine/threonine kinase activity; ATP binding
Source: RefSeq, a predicted model, not a curated record
AUGACGCCAGCCAUGAAGCUGGUACGACAAGAAAUGAACAUGAAGAAUCUGGACAUGGAAAUCUUCGUGGCAUAUCUAGACGCUCAAUUUGGAGCCAGCAACUAUCAUUUACAGGCGAAACGCGGCGGCUAUGUCCUUGAUAGUCCACGAAGAUUAUCGGGGUCAGAAUUGGAGGACCUACAAAGCUCUACAGCCUAUUCCAGCUUUAUUGAAGAAAAUGGGGAGUUGGAACGAUUGCAGCGUGUCAUGGGCAAAGGCAACAAUGCAGGCAAACGAGGCAAGCUCCUCUCGAUGGCUGAAACCUCUGGCGAGGAUCAUGACAUCAGACGCUCUUCAUUUGAACAUCCAUUACUUCCAUCUGAGGAAGAGAGCAUCAAGAUACUCGACUCGGUACCUUCUCACCAACUUUCAGAUGACACCGAUCAGCCUGUUGUGAGGAAGUCUCUUGACCACCCUAACAUUGUGGAGUUACUGUCGGUCUUCAAGGAUGAAAGUGGAGGGGAGCAGCACUUCAACUUUGCAUUCCCUCUGGCGCUGGGAAAUCUCAAGCGAAUGUUUUUGGGAGAAUAUGAUGCAAUUGCUGCGGUCAUAUCUCAGACCCCGUUCUUAUGGCCGCAGAUGGUCGGGCUCGUAAGUGCGGUGACGUUUCUGCAUGAGACAGCCCACACGGCGCAUCGGGACAUCAAGCCAUCAAACAUUCUCAUUUAUCAAGACAACACAUCAGGGUCACUAGUCUUGAAGCUUACAGAUUUCGGCCUCGCAAUUAAUCUCACCAACGCGUUGACAUGGCAAGAAGGCAGCGCCGCAGCAAUGUCGGCACUAAAUUAUGACGCCCCGGAAAUGAGAUCUGCCUUUACAAAGAGUCGAGAAGGCAAAUUCAAGGAUUUGCCCUCACCGAAGCAGAUGUUGUCAAACGACAUUUGGAAGCUCGGCUGCGUGCUGACCGAACUAGCCGCUUUCAUUGUCGGUGGAUCGUCUGGUGUGAAAAGGUUCAGAAGUGCGAUCACUACUGAAACGGGCAAUAUUCUAUACGAUUCAUUCAACGACGUUCGGUUCGAUGACGGAGAAAGGGUCAAGCCGGAGGUCAUGGAUUAUCUGACGAUGUUGAAACCCAGAAGUCGAGAAAUUUCUCAAGUUGAGCCUAUCCUCCACGCAAUGUUAGAUGAUAUAUCGGUGAGACCUUCUUCUCGAGAAGUUUGUCAACUCCUGAUCAACAAAACGGGAUUGGUCAAAUACCCCUACCAUGACGGCGCAAGACAUGUCAGCCUACGGCCCGAAGAGUGGACUCCUGGGAUACUCGACGAGUUGAGACUGAAAACUCAGUCGUUUUCUCAGCCAGUGUCGGCACGUAUUCCACAAAGACCUUCCGUGGUCGCCAAGGAAGUGUACUGGUGUAUGGACGAGGUCUUCACUGAGCCCAAAGAGACUUUAUUACGUCCUGUUGCAGUCGACCCAGCAAUCACUGACGAGACUUUCUACAUUCUCACGAACCGCGCACUUGAUAGAGCCAGAGGAGGCCUAAUGAAAGGCUGGUUCUUGAGCCGGCUGUCGUGGAAACGUUGCGUAGGAGUGGUGUUCAAACAGUUCCACAUAGUCAAGACUAACAGAGACCAAGUGAUCCUGGGGAAGAUCGAACUUCCGCCACAGGCGCACCUUGAAUAUGAACAUGGCAUGCUGAAUCCCGAGGAUGUCCACAUGAAGAUAGCUGCAGUACAGAUGGUAGCUGGUCUGAUGGACCCAAAAACCGCCCGUGGAGAGAAGAUCAUGACGAAUAUGCUCCCCAAGAAAAAAAUUCCGCCAAACUUGCAGAGGGCAAUGGGCAUGUGCGGUUGGGGAAUCUACGCGCAAAUGGGAUUCUCGCCCAAGAGGAUUCUAUUGUGGCUUAUUUUUUGCAUGAUCCUCAUGUUGACAUUUGCCAUUGUCUGGUUAAUUUGCAUCAACAGCACGGAUCUGCAGAACGCCCUUGUGCCGGCGACUAUUGUGCUGACUACAUUCACGAUUAUUUUAGGUGUGGCUCAGACUCUAGGGUGA